GAUGUAUUAUACAGCCGCUUUCUCUUACCCAACAAAACCAAACCAGACCAUUCCUCUCUCCUCUUCCUGUCAUCCUCACCAUCUUCCUCCCCCUCUGAUCAUCCAUGGAUGAAAUCGAAGUUCCUCAGUAUUUCGUCUGUCCCAUUUCACUUCAGAUCAUGAAGGACCCUGUGACUACGCUCACCGGCAUAACCUACGACAGAGAAAGCAUCGAACAGUGGCUGCUCAAGGCCAAAGACCACAAGUGUCCUGUCACGAAGCAGCCAUUGCCCAGAGGCUCCGACCUCACUCCCAACCACACCCUCCGCCGUCUCAUCCAGGCUUGGUGCUCGGAAAACGCCGCUCACGGCGUCGAUCGCAUCCCCACCCCUAAAUCCCCUCCCAACAAGACGCUCCUCCAGAAACUGGUCAGGAAUCUCCAGCUUCCCCAGUUGUGCCAAUCCGCAUUGGAGAGAUUGCAUGCUCUGGCCACAGAAAACCAGAGGAACCUGAAGUGCAUGGUGGAAUCUGGCGUGGCCGAGUCCAUGGUUCAUCUGAUUACAAAAAAUUCCAACGAGUUAGGUAACAACACUAUUUCCCUCGAACAAUCUCUGCAAAUUCUACGCCUGCUCUGGAAUAGCAACACCAUCAAGCCUCUGGUCAUCCAAAACAUCGACUUCAUCAAAUCUUUGACUAGGAUUCUCCAGCUCCACGUGGACACCAACGUCAAUCUGAUCAACGAAGCAAUGCCUGUGUUAAAAUCCACCAUCGAGCUCGUGGAUUCAACACUUUUAGGAGGUUUGAAACCCGAAUUCUUCAGUGAAAUCACAAGGGUGAUCAAAAACAGAUCAAUCUCACAACAAGCCUUGAAGUCCGCCUUGCAUAUUCUUAUGGAAACGUGUCCUUUAGGAAGAAACAGGACGAGGAUAGUGGAAGCAAGGGCAGUAUGUGAAUUGAUCGAGCUUGAGCUAGAGAAACCCGAGAAGAAGAUAACCGAGCUUACAUUUAACCUCCUCGCGCAGCUAUGCUCUUGUGCGGACGGGAGGGAACAAUUCUUGUCACACGCGGCGGGGAUUGCGGUGGCGUCGAAGAGGGUUCUGAGGGUGUCUCCGGCGACGGAUGACAGGACCGUUCAUGUAUUGUGGCUGAUGGCGAGGUAUUCCGGGUCGAACGACGUUGUUUUGGAAAUGUUGAGGGUGGGAGCAGUGUCGAAGCUUUGCAUGGUGAUUCAAGCCAAUUGUGAACCGAGUUUGAAAGAGAAAGCGAGAUCGAUACUGAGGUUGCACUCCAAGCUUUGGAAUAAUUCCCCCUGUAUUCAAGUUUAUCUGUUAACCGGGCACCAAAGGUGAUGAUUAACAGAAAACCAGGUAGCUCCAGAAUAUAGAAUCUAGAUCAUCUUUUUCCUUUUCUCUCUCUCUCUUUCUCUCUCUUUUCUACUUCCUCUAUUGUGAUAUAAUUUAUUAGUUUUCAAUGAAUUAUAAUCAAGAAACAACUUUUAGAAUAUAAAGACA
Prosopis cineraria is the source of this 1490-nucleotide messenger RNA. Its product is annotated as E3 ubiquitin-protein ligase PUB23-like. The record is from RefSeq and is a predicted model, not a curated record. NCBI's taxonomy places the organism in Eukaryota, Viridiplantae, Streptophyta, Magnoliopsida, Fabales, Fabaceae. The transcript has a single exon. Gene Ontology annotation, molecular function: ubiquitin protein ligase activity. Gene Ontology annotation, biological process: protein ubiquitination. The coding region runs from base 105 to 1328 and encodes 407 amino acids.